This is a messenger RNA of Alosa alosa (allis shad), 1961 nucleotides long. RefSeq names its product regulator of telomere elongation helicase 1 (gene rtel1). Gene Ontology annotation, molecular function: ATP binding; hydrolase activity, acting on acid anhydrides, in phosphorus-containing anhydrides; DNA polymerase binding. The record is from RefSeq and is a predicted model, not a curated record. Gene Ontology annotation, cellular component: nucleus. NCBI's taxonomy places the organism in Eukaryota, Metazoa, Chordata, Actinopteri, Clupeiformes, Clupeidae. Gene Ontology annotation, biological process: regulation of double-strand break repair via homologous recombination; DNA repair; DNA replication.
AGAGAGUUUCCAUAUUCUAAGAAAAAUCUUGCAGUUCUAUAAGACGAACAGCGCAUGCGCUUCAAUCUGAACAUCCCGCGCCAAGCACAGUACCAGGAAGUGGUUCCCAAAGGUUAACGUGGAUAGUUUGUUUAUUGUCAAAGUUAUAAAUGAGACCUUUUUACGAAUGGUCAUAACAUAUCAGACAGGGUGUUUUGGAAGACAGCUCAAUAUUCCGAUAAUAUGCAGAGAUGUGCUGAAUGUAAGUCCUAUUUAGCUAACAUCAGCACUCGGAUAUUAACAUCACGGCAACGGCAACGGGUCAGCCCGGGCAGUAGCCUAAGCUUUUGUCAACUCUACCACGAUGCCCUCGCUCAAAAUUAAAGGGGUAACAGUGGACUUCCCCUUCACACCAUAUCCAUGUCAGACGGACUACAUGAGUAAAGUCAUUGAAUGCCUACAAAACAAGGUGAAUGGGGUCCUGGAGAGCCCGACUGGUACGGGCAAGACGCUGUGCCUGCUAUGCGCCACCCUGGCGUGGAGACAGUACUUCAAGGACACCAUCUCCGCCCGCAAGAUCGCAGAGAAGAUGGGAGGGGCUGAGCUCUUCUCUGACAGGCCCCUGUCAUCUUGGGGUACCUCGGCCACGGAUGGGGACUCGCCAAUGUACUACACUGACGUCCCGAAGAUCAUAUAUGCAUCACGUACACACUCCCAGCUCACGCAGGUCAUCGGAGAGCUCAGGAACACCUCAUACAGGCCAAAAGUGUGUGUUCUUGGCUCGCGUGAACAACUUUGUAUUAAUCAGGAAGUGAUGAAACAGGAAAGCAAUCACGUGAAGGUUCACAUGUGCAGGGCCAAGGUGUCAACACGCUCGUGUCUUUUCUACAACAAUGUCGAAGAGAAGAGCACCGAUAAAGAGAUCAUCAACUCCAUAUUGGAUGUGGAGGAUCUAGUGAAAGCCGGCAAUAAGCAGAGGGUAUGCCCAUACUACUUGUCCCGGUCUUUAAAGCAGCAGGCUGAGAUCAUCUUCAUGCCGUACAACUACCUCCUGGACCCUAAGAGUCGCAGGGCCCACAACAUUGAGCUGCAGGGGGCCGUGGUCAUCUUUGAUGAGGCGCAUAACGUGGAAAAGAUGUGUGAGGAGUCGACGUCGUUCGAUCUGACCCCGUAUGACCUGACCUCAGCUCUGCAGGCUGUGGACAAGCUACUGCACGAGCAGGUAGGGGAUGCUGGGAAGGAGGAGGACCUCAGUGAGACCUCCAGCUCUGCUCUGAAGCUCGACAUAACAAGUGUAGCCAAAAUAAAGCAGAUUAUAAUGGACCUAGAGAUGAACAUCAACACUUUUGAGAUUCCACCAAGCAGUCAGGGUAUUACUAAACCUGGAAGCUUUAUCUAUGAGCUCUUCCAGAAGGCCCAGGUGACCUUUGACACCAAGACGUCUGUGGCGGAGACCAUUGACCAGAUCACGGGAUACCUCUCCAGUCAACCUGGAAUUUUCCUCAACACAAGUGGGUUGCAGAAGCUAGGUGACAUCAUCCAGUUGGUGUUUGUAGGCGAAGCAGCAGAGGCAAGUGGUGUGCAUUUGGAGAAGAGAACGCGGCAGUUUAAGGUUCACAUUCACGCCGACACCAGCAGCUCCAGGAAGAAGCAGAACGCUGAUGUGUGGGCUCCAGCCUCCUCCAAAAAACAAGGGAACGUGCUGAGCUACUGGUGUUUCUCUCCGGGCUUCAGCAUGCAGGAGUUGGUGCAGCAGGGCGUGCGCUCCAUCAUCCUCACCAGCGGCACCCUCUCCCCCCUGUCCUCAUUCACCGCAGAGAUGCAGAUUCCGUUCCCUGUGAGUCUGGAGAACCCACACGUUAUCCAGCGUGAUCAGAUCUUCGUCAGCGUCAUAGACAAGGGCCCAGAUGGAACAAUUCUCAGCUCUGCCUUUGACAGGAGGUUUCUACCAGCGAACAUGGCGUCAUUGGGCAACACUGUUG